Scatophagus argus is the source of this 1938-nucleotide messenger RNA. RefSeq names its product arginine vasopressin receptor 1Aa (gene avpr1aa). The transcript is spliced from 2 exons. Lineage: Eukaryota; Metazoa; Chordata; Actinopteri; Scatophagidae. The record is from RefSeq and is a predicted model, not a curated record. Gene Ontology annotation, molecular function: peptide binding; vasopressin receptor activity. Gene Ontology annotation, cellular component: membrane. Gene Ontology annotation, biological process: positive regulation of vasoconstriction; G protein-coupled receptor signaling pathway; regulation of systemic arterial blood pressure by vasopressin. The coding region runs from base 115 to 1347 and encodes 410 amino acids.
CAGAGCGCAGCGGGCUCCUCUCUGAGAGCAUCAGGUGGCUCCAUAUACGGACUGGAGAGGCGCUUCACAGCCCCUCUGGCACACACCUCCUAGGGCGCACAGAGGGGCAGUGCCAUGCACACUCCUGACUAUGCGCUGCUCCUGAGUGGAGGUAACCAAUCUCUGGCUUUUACUCCCACUGAUGACUUUACGAUGGGAACGGCUGCAAACAGCACCCCGCAGCCGAACGGAUCCGAUCCGUUUGCGCGAAACGAGGAGGUGGCCCAAAUCGAGAUAAUGGUCCUGAGCAUCACCUUCGUGGUCGCUGUGAUCGGGAAUGUCAGCGUCCUGCUGGCGAUGUACAACACUAAGAAGAAGAUGUCGCGGAUGCACCUUUUCAUCAAACAUCUCAGCCUGGCCGACCUGAUGGUCGCCUUUUUCCAGGUGCUGCCGCAGCUCUGCUGGGAGAUCACCUUCCGCUUCUACGGUCCAGACUUUCUCUGCAGGAUAGUCAAGCACCUGCAGGUGAUGGGGAUGUUUGCGUCCACCUACAUGAUGGUGAUGAUGACCCUGGACCGUUACAUUGCCAUCUGCCACCCGCUGAAAACGCUCCAGCAGCCCACCCAGCGCUCCCACAUCAUGAUCGUCUCCACGUGGAUGUGCAGCCUGGUGCUCAGCACGCCGCAGUACUUCAUCUUCUCCCUGAGCGAAAUCAAGAACGGCUCGGACGUUUAUGACUGCUGGGCGCAUUUUAUCGAGCCAUGGGGCGCCAAGGCGUACAUCACCUGGAUAACCGUGGGGAUCUUCCUCGUGCCUGUGGUCAUUCUCAUGAUGUGCUACGGGUUCAUCUGUCACAGCAUAUGGAAAAAUAUCAAAUUCAAGAAAAGGAAAACGAUUUCUGGUGCCGCGAGCAAGAACGGGCUAAUUGGGAAGAAUUCAGUCAGCAGCGUUACAACCAUAUCGAGAGCCAAACUGAGGACUGUUAAAAUGACUUUUGUGAUAGUUUUGGCGUACAUUGUUUGCUGGGCGCCGUUUUUCACAGUGCAGAUGUGGUCUGUGUGGGAUGAAAACUUCCAAUGGGCCGAUUCUGAGAACACAGCAGUGACUCUGUCUGCGCUCCUUGCCAGUCUCAACAGCUGCUGUAACCCGUGGAUAUACAUGAUCUUCAGCGGUCACCUCCUCCAGGAUUUCGUGCACUGCUUCUCCUGCUGCGACAAAAUGAACACUGACUUCAAGAAGGAGGACUCGGACAGCAGUCUCCGCAGAACCACUUUGCUCACCAAGAUGACCAAUCGGAGCCCUACGGGCAGUUCGAGCAACUGGAGGGAGCUGGACAAUUCUCCCAAGUCCUCCAUUCAGGCGGAGUAGACGGGAAACCAGGCAACUCUGUUUACUGGGGUGGGAAAAUGUCUAACAGUGGCACCAAGGUACACGGUAUCGGCUCAUUACUGGCAGUGAUAUAAAUGCCCCCAGCCUCCAAAGCAAAUCAAGCAGAAAACAUGGACAUGUUACUUGUGACUUCCUGCAGGAUUUUGUGUGCAAUUAUGUUCCUUUUCACAUAAGCUCAGUAAAAAUGAUUAAAAACUUUAGGAAAGGGAGUAAAAUGACAAAGAUUUAUUUGGAAGUUAUCUUGUUUUUAUAUCCCCACAGUUGUUUGUAGAAGGUUUUUAGAUCAUUUUGUGGAAUUUACUAGUAAUACUUGAAAGUUCAACAGUCCUAACAUGAUUCUUUUCCAGGUUUUUGACAGAAAAGCACUUUUCUGGGAAUACUGAUGCUUUCACUGGUGGUUAUGUCACCUUGCAGUGCCGCCAAAACACCUUUUCCUGUUGGAGUGUUUACAAAGACAAAGUGUAUAGCAGCCAAGAGGUGUGAGGUGGUGAAAACAACUCUUCCAGGCUGCAUGUCUUUAAGCAUGUCCCCUCCACACACACACACACACACAAAGCAGACUAGACAGUG